CAGCAGUGAUAGGUGUGUCUACACCUUCACAGGAAGAAACCAACCGAUAAGAGUGCAACACAACACCGUUAGAGCCUCAAGACAGACAAGCUGGUAGUUGCUCAAAGAGAUUUAAACAGCCAAUGGAAUACACCAUCGCCGUCGCAUGCUGAUACCACACCAAAUCAGACCAGAGGUUGCAUGCAUGUACGUGCACACACAUGCAAAGACUCCUAAUGGCCGAGCCACCUAAGUGCUGCAUCUGUCUGGAUGAGUUCACCAGCCCGGCUUCCCUGCCCUGUGCACACUGCUUCUGCCUGGGCUGUAUAGGCGAAUACUGGAGGAUCCAGGGGGCCUGUCAGUGCCCGCUCUGCAAGGCCUUUUUCCCCACCAGGCCGCAGCUGAAAACAGACCACGCACUACAUGCUGAUGCCCCGACCGAGGAGGCAGCUGUGCCUUUAAAAGCUGGAGAGGUUCCCUGUGAUCUCUGCCCGGUGAAGCGCAGGGCAGUCAAGUCCUGCCUGGUGUGCCUGGCCUCGUACUGUGCCGCUCAUCUGGAGCCACAUUACCAGAGAGAAGAUCUUGGGCGCCAUCUCCUGAUCAGUGUGGUGAAGAACCUGGAGGACUCUGUGUGUAGACUGCACGGGAAGCCGUUAAACAAGUUCUGCAGGAGUGAUCAAACGUGCAUCUGUUCCAUGUGUGCCCAGACCGAACACAGGGGCCAUCGCAUCACUUCUAUCAACAGGGAAGCUACAAAGAAGAAGGUUAAACUAAAAUUGAGAAAGAUGAAACUUCAGCAAGCCAUUCAAGAGAGACUGAGUAAAAUUGAGAAAAUAAAGCUCUCUGUGAAAGAGGAACAAAACAAAGAGCUCAUCGGACAACUGGAGGACGAAAUCUCGGAGCUGCAGAGCAGAAGCACCGAGCUCGAGCAGAUCUCACAGACUGAAGACGACCUCCGCUUCCUACAGACAUUUAGACACACCGCUACGUCUUAACAAAUGGACGGACACCUUCAAGUUCAAAUAGUUAUUUUUUGGGGUAGAAAAAUAUCCACAGCAGCAGACAUAGUUGGACGGUGUGAUUGCUGUAAAACAAAUAUUUAUAUAUUUAUACUAUUUUGGGAAAUAUACUUCUAGACUUGCUGUUGGAGGAAAAGGGCAAAUUGUGGUUUUUACACAUCAGUGAGGAUAUAUUGUAUGGAUGUAACUUGUGCCUGGAUGCGUGAUGUGAUUUAUUUCAAAGAUAAUGUGAGCUUAAAUGCCAUGUAGUAUUUCAGUGUUUUAAUGUAUUUUUGUUUUGAUUUAAAUGUCAUAUUUUGA
This is a messenger RNA of Anoplopoma fimbria (sablefish), 1298 nucleotides long. Its product is annotated as E3 ubiquitin-protein ligase TRIM47-like. The record is from RefSeq and is a predicted model, not a curated record. The transcript is spliced from 4 exons. Gene Ontology annotation, molecular function: zinc ion binding. The coding region runs from base 201 to 974 and encodes 257 amino acids. Lineage: Eukaryota; Metazoa; Chordata; Actinopteri; Perciformes; Anoplopomatidae.